AUGAACAGUUGUUGGGUCACUGGCUUGUUGCCACGCAUCUUCAAUACACCUUAUCCAUCCCUCUCCCUAAAACCCUGCAACUCAGUAGCACUCAGUCAGUGCCAAACCCUCCAUUAAUGCCCUCCAAAUUCACUUCCAAAACCUGAAGCCCUAGGCCUCCCAUUUCUCUCAAAUAGCCUCCUUAUAAAUGUUAAAAACUCUUGGUUAACACUUCAAAAUCUCUACGCUCAUGGAACUCUCAUCUUCUUUCACUCAUCUCCCCAAAAUAUCUGACAUCUCCUUCUCAUCUUCUUUCACUCAUCUCCCCAAAAUAUCUGACAUCUCCUUCUCAUCUUCUUUCUCUCCAAUUCCCAUCCAAAUCCACCUCAAAACCCCCAAAAUCUCUAAAAAUUUCGGGGUUUUCGCUGUUGCUAUAGACCCACAAGAACUUCCCCAAAACAGCCCCCAGAGACUCCUCAAAGAGCUUGCAGAGCGCAAAAAAAUCACUUCUCCAAAGAAGAAAGUACCCCCAAAGAGAUUCAUACUGAGGCCUCCACUUGACGACAAGAAACUCGCACAGAGAUUUUUAAAUAGCCCUCAAUUAUCCCUCAAGCAAUUCCCUUUACUGAGUUCUUGCUUACCUUCUUCGCGCCUGAACAAUGUCGAUAAGACUUGGAUUGACGAGUAUUUGCUCGAGGCCAAGCAAGCUUUGGGGUAUCCUCUGGAACCAUCCGAUAGUUUUGGGGAUGAUAAUCCUGCGAAGCAGUUUGAUACAUUGUUGUAUUUGGCGUUUCAGCACCCCAGCUGCGAGAGGACCAACUCGAGGCAUGUGAAAGCAGGGCACUCGAGGCUCUGGUUCUUGGGGCAGUACGUGUUGGAAUUGGCUUUCUGCGAGUAUUUUUUGCAGAGGUAUCCAAGGGAGUCUCCGGCACCACUGAGGGAGAGAGUUUUUGCGUUGAUUGGAAAGAGGAAUUUGCCUAAGUGGAUUAAGGCGGCAAGUUUGCAGAACUUGGUUUUCCCUUAUGAUGAUAUGGAUAAGUUGGUUAGGAAAGAUCGAGAACCGCCAGUGAAGUCUGUGUUCUGGGCUCUGUUUGGUGCAAUAUAUUUGUGUUUUGGCAUGCCAGAAGUGUAUCGAGUGCUUUUUGAAGUAUUUGGAAUGGAUCCGGAAGCUGAGGAUUGCCAGCCAAAAUUGAGGAGACAACUUGAAGACGUAGAUUAUGUUUCUGUUGAAUUUGAAGGGAAUAAGCUAAGUUGGCAAGAUGUUGCUGCUUACAAGCCUCCUGAAGAUGCUCUCUUUGCACACCCAAGGCUUUUCAGGGCUUGUGUUCCACCAGGCAUGCAUCGGUUCCGUGGGAAUAUCUGGGAUUAUGACAGCAGACCCCAAGUCAUGCGAACACUAGGAUAUCCACUAGCAAUGUCAGACAGAAUUCCAGACAUUACUGAAGCUAGGAAUAUUGAACUUGGACUUGGGUUACAGCUUUGUUUCAUGCAUCCAUCAAAAUACAAAUUUGAGCAUCCUCGGUUUUGCUAUGAGCGGUUAGAAUAUGUUGGCCAAAAGAUACAGGAUCUUGUGAUGGCUGAGAGGUUACUAAUGAAGCAUUUAGAUGCUCCUGGGAAGUGGCUACAGGAGAGGCACCGUCGUCUUCUGAUGAACAAAUUCUGUGGGAGGUACUUGAGAGAUAAACAUCUGCAUCACUUUAUUGCCUACUCUGAGCAAGUACAAGAUGCAUUUGAGCACAAUAGAAGGCUGAGAAACCCCGCUACAACUGCUGUUCAGCAAGCCAUUCACGGUCUUUCGUACACUGCGUAUGGGAAGCCAGAUGUGAGACGUAUCAUGUUUGAGGUUUUUGAUUUUGAGCAAAUACAACCAAAAGCUGUAUGAAAAAUUUCGGAGGAAGUGAUAACCAUUUUCUUCACCUUCAACCAUUCAUACUUCAACAUGGAACAUCCUAGCGUCAACCAAGCUUUUAGGCUUCUGGUGUUGGCUCUCAUUAUUGAGAAAUUUGUAUUACAUAGUGGAUGAGAUUACAAGUGUAGUUGCAGUUUUGCCUUGACAGUGCUUGUUCAGUUGAUAAAAGACCAAAAUGAUAACAAUAGAACAACUUUAUGAGAAUUUACUUAUAAGUAUAGAAAGAGCAGAGCACUUCUUCUUGUUUGAA
Messenger RNA from Hevea brasiliensis (rubber tree), 2138 nucleotides. Its product is annotated as ribonuclease III domain-containing protein RNC1, chloroplastic. Bases 230 to 1861 code for a protein of 543 amino acids. Gene Ontology annotation, biological process: rRNA processing; regulation of gene expression. The transcript has 5 exons. Gene Ontology annotation, molecular function: ribonuclease III activity; double-stranded RNA binding. Gene Ontology annotation, cellular component: nucleus. Lineage: Eukaryota; Viridiplantae; Streptophyta; Magnoliopsida; Malpighiales; Euphorbiaceae. The record is from RefSeq and is a predicted model, not a curated record.